This is a messenger RNA of Sphaeroforma arctica JP610, 311 nucleotides long. RefSeq lists its product as hypothetical. The transcript has a single exon. NCBI's taxonomy places the organism in Eukaryota, Ichthyosporea, Ichthyophonida. The coding region runs from base 44 to 250 and encodes 68 amino acids. The record is from RefSeq and is a predicted model, not a curated record.
CACGUAAUAAGCACAACUCGGUGCAUACCCACAGCAUUCCAAUAUGUCUAAACGUAUGUCCGAUGCAAAAUGGUGCCUCGAGUUCCUACGUGCAGGCACAGCAGAAGACCAAGAAAAGCUCUUGUACGGACGUGGCGAUACGAUAAAAGAGAACCACACAGACACGAUCAGUCGUAUGUUCAGUCUAGAAGCCCAGAUCCUGUUUAACGACAAGAGUCGCACGAAUCGCAAACAACAGGUGUUCAAUUAAGCAUAAUAUUAAUAGUGAUUAUUACAUGUCCACGUAUAACUAUGUAUGCAUGAAUAUAAAC